ACAGAAUGGUUUCUGUCAAAAUGGCCGAGUGUUCGUAGAAGGUUAAAUUCUAAUCGCCGGAAGAAGUCGUUUGGGUGUGCGAACCGAUCAUUCAAAGCCUGCGAAUAACGGGCGGGCCCAUUUUCCCGAGGAUAUGUUGUCGUCCGGUAAACGCAGUUUAUCCAAAGAGGACAUUAAAGCCGCGGACAAAGAUGAGAAAGAGUCGCUAUUGGAACACGACAGUGAUCUCGAUGAGGAGAUGCUGUUCACCAGACCCAGCACGUCAAGUAAAAAUGAAAAUGUUGACAAUAAAAUGGAUAGCGUCAAGCUGCAAAUUCAAGAGGUGGCGGACGUGAUGCGAGAUAAUGUCCAAAAAGUAAUGGAUCGCGGCGAGAGACUGGAGGACUUACAGGAGGCGAGCGAUCGUCUGAACAUGGCCGGAAACGAGUUUAGAGAGGCGGCGAAGAGAGCGCAAAGGAGAGCGUGGCUCCAGAAUGUGAAAUCGAGGAUCAUUAUUAUCAGCAUCACUAUGACAAUCGUGCUUUUCAUUGUUGUUUUGGACAUCAUGGUACUUUACCUGGUUCUCAGAUAACGAGCAUAAUGUUCCGAGCCUCGAUCAUUCGAAUUAAGUAUCCAUCGUUGUGAAGUACGCCUGACUGAGAAAUCACCAAUAUGUUGUACAUUAAGAUCUUCUUCCCGCGAACCAAUUAUAAGUAUUGUAGUUACAUAAGUUUUUCUGUAUAAAUAUAUCUCUUCUAUUAUUUUUGUGUAAA
Wasmannia auropunctata (little fire ant) is the source of this 752-nucleotide messenger RNA. RefSeq names its product synaptobrevin homolog 2-like. The record is from RefSeq and is a predicted model, not a curated record. The coding region runs from base 134 to 571 and encodes 145 amino acids. NCBI's taxonomy places the organism in Eukaryota, Metazoa, Arthropoda, Insecta, Hymenoptera, Formicidae. Gene Ontology annotation, cellular component: membrane. Gene Ontology annotation, biological process: Golgi ribbon formation; vesicle-mediated transport. The transcript has 6 exons.